AUGGUUGGAAUUGACGCCGUAUUCGCCGAGGCGCUUGCGGCAGGGAAUGGGGCGCUCGCUGCGCGUUGCGCUCUCCGUCCUCAAAUUCCCUCUUCCGUCCGACCGACGGCACCGGCUGCACCUCCGCGCGUUGCCGCCAUGCACACGCUCCCCCUCCCCCCCCACCUCCCUCGUGCACCGUGCACAUUGCCAGGCCCCAGCCGUGCGCCUGUGACCCACACGCACAUCACCUCGCCGCUCUCCUUGCGCGACCAGCUCUCCUUGCGCGACCCGCUCUCCUUGCGCGACCCGCUCUCCUUGCGCGACCCGCUCUCCUUGCGCGACCCGCUCUCCUUGCGCGACCCGCUAUCCUUGCGCGACCCGCUCUCCUUGCGCGACCCGCUCUCCUUGCGCGACCCGCUCUUCCAGCCCUUCCGCCGCCUCCCUCUCUUCCCUCCCUCC
Molecule: messenger RNA, 441 nt
Organism: Closterium sp. Naga37s-1
Lineage: Eukaryota; Viridiplantae; Streptophyta; Zygnematophyceae; Desmidiales; Closteriaceae
Source: the annotation of a GenBank genome assembly